AUGGUUGUCACAUGUGAAAAUAGCUAUGACAGGACAAGUGAAUUAAUAGCUUUUGAUGGUACAAAAGCUGGUGUUAAAGGGCUAGUUGAUGCAGGAGUUACAAGAGUCCCAAGAAUUUUCUAUACAUCAGAAGAUGCAUAUACUGAGUCAUAUAAUGAUCCUGAAAAAUCUGAAAUCAAUAUUCCUAUUAUAGACUUAGAUGGCAUCAGUAAAGAUCCAAUCAAACGUAGCGCGAUAGUUGAAAAAAUCCGUGAUGCAUCUGAAGUGUGGGGUUUUUUGAAAGACGAGACGCGAUCGCGAAGCCUUGAAUUAGGCAGUCACCUUUUUGUUCUAUGCGAUCGCAGUAGCUCGUCCGCGAUCGCGAAAUUUGCGUGGCCAUUGAUACGCAAACGCAUAGCCCUUUCCACCUUCGCGGUGAAGAAGAGUGGACCUGGGCAGUGGGAGGAUUUACUCUAUGCAGUGCAGUGGUACACGUUAGCAAAUAGAUAUCCGCGUUCGUGCUGA
Nicotiana tabacum (common tobacco) is the source of this 504-nucleotide messenger RNA. The record is from RefSeq and is a predicted model, not a curated record. NCBI's taxonomy places the organism in Eukaryota, Viridiplantae, Streptophyta, Magnoliopsida, Solanales, Solanaceae.